CCAACGGCUUCAUGUGUGGAUGCAUCAACGCUCACAACACUUGGACUGUGCAUUUUUUAUCUCAAGAAUGCCGCCUUCUCUAGGAAUUAUGUCUUGGCAAAAGCAGCAUUUUCUGUGGCUGAUGAUCGUCUGUUGCGUUACGUGCCAGAUAACCGCAUAUAAAAUAAUGAUAAUUGGUGAGACAGAUACAUGUUUCUGGAGCUACAAUAGAUCAAUCUGUCCAGCUAUAAAUGUGACAUAUCCACCAGCAUCUGAAAUACUGAUAGGAAAUUUUUGCAUAAUGAACAUCAAACAAAACACCUCUUCCCUAGGAAAUUGCAGCACAUCAACCUUCAAUAUAGGUAAUGAUGGAGGGAAAUAUGAAGUAAGAAUGAAUAAGACGGAUGGCAACAUAUCAAUGUGGUUUUUCCCAAAUGGAUUUAAAUGUCUUCCUUCAGACGUCCUGAAUUCAACAGGAUGUACCACCGAAUGUACUCCCACCACCACCACCACAUCUUCCACAACCAGUCCUAAGAACCCUACCAACAGCUCUACCACAUGCACCAACACCAGUGCCAGUUAUCCAUGUCUAUUAACAGGUUGUUUAAAAAUCCCACAUGUUGUUCCUGAAGACAAAUGUAGAAACGCUACAUAUGAUAAUAACAAAUGCAAUGGGACAGAAGCAAGCAGAUACAUUCUGCAUUUUAAUGGGAGUGAAUGGAUGUGUGUGACCUGCUUUGAUGAAAGAUCAACCACCACUACACCAAUGUCACACACCUCAACUCCCUAUCCAACUACCAGUUCAACAUCACAUUCGACAACUCACAGUCCAACUACCAGUUCAACAUCACAUACGACAACUCCUGAGCCAACUGUCCCGUCACCUGAGAUGACUUUCAAUCUAUCAGCUGUGCAGGACAACACAAAUGGAUCACAGGCAAACAAUGUUGAGCCCCAAAAGGCAUCAGAAAACUUGGAAAAAAUGGAGUCCCUGGUGGAGCAGAUGGAAAAAGGCAAUAAAACCAAUGCGGCAAUUGUCAUGGGGGAUGUUAUUGGUGUUCUCCAAACACAACCCAAGAACAAGCCAACCAAAGACAUCAACAUAUGCUACUCUUCACAUCAGAACAUGAUAAACGUUGUUGAAAACAAGCAGACAGGUUUUCCCUGGUCUGUAAAGAUUCCCAGUGAGGCCUUUGAUAAAGCACGACUGGAAAACAAUGGAAGUGCAUUUGUUGGAGUUUUGCGAUUCACAAACAUGCAAAAUAAGGAUGAAACUAAAACUGUUUUGAACAAUGAGGUUUAUGGAAUAACGAUGGGGGCCAAUAUCUCGAACCUUACUGACAAUAUUGACAUGAUCAUUAAAAUUAAAAAUACGGGUGAAAAUAUAUCCUGCAAUUCCUGGAGUGGCAAAGGAGAACUUAACUGGACAACGUACGGCUGUGAGACGAACCAAAUCGACAAAAACACCAUAAAUUGCUCCUGCUCACAUCUGACGUUCUUUGCAGUUUUAAUGUCUCUGCCAGAUAACGUCACAACACCGCAUCUGGAAACACUGACCUUAAUUUCUUCAGUCGGCUGCGGCAUCUCCAUGUUUUUUAUGGCCAUCGCUUUAUUCAUGCAUUUCCUGCUACGGAAAGCCAAAUCAAAUCAGGCCACGAAGAUCUUGAUCAACAUGUUUGUGGCUUUGUGUCUACUGAAUGCUGCGUUUUUGUCAAACGAGAGCGUCGCUAACACACAAGACAACACUGCGUGCGUCUUCAUAGCGCUGGUCCUGCAUUACUCCAUGCUGGCCUCAUUCACCUGGUUCUUCAUUCAAGCUCUUCAUAUGUACUUAUGGCUCAUCAGACAGAACGUCACCAUCACAAACUACAUGAGGAAGAUCACCGUGUUGGGCUGGGCAUGUCCAGCUCCGAUAGUUGUAAUUAUAGUUUCUGUAGGAGGAUAUAAAGCAGUGAACCUAAACACAACGUCUGGAAAAAUCUCACGAAUGUGCUGGAUUACAAAUCCUUACAUUCACUACAUAGUGAACAUCGGCUACUACGCUUUAGUUUUCAUCUUUACGACAGGAAUCUUCAUCAUGAUCGUCACUAAGGUCAUUCAGGCCAGAAUCAUAAGAGCGACUGACGGCAAGAGAAAGACGUUCAGAAAGCAGCUGAUGAUGGUGUUGAGUUUGUUCCUGCUCUUCGGUCUGACGUGGUCUGUGAUGUUCUUCAGUUAUGGAGCGAUGAUCAUUCCCUCAUAUUACAUAUUCACUGUGCUCAACUCGUUUCAGGGGUUUUUCCUCUUCCUGUAUUACUACCACAUUCACAAUGACGUUGCGGGUCAUUUCUCCGAUGAUCCAGAAAGCACCGACUCCAACACAAGCAUUGCUUAAUCUAGCAUUAAUGCUGUGGAAAAUAUUUAUAAUUAGCAUAAUUAAGACAGAAGGUUUUCUUUGUCUAAAACUGAUUUGUACAGUCAUUUUUAAGAGGAAACUGUUUGUUCUCACGGAAAUCAAGCUCAAAAACAACACAAAGACAAAAGUCACUUCUGAACAAGAAAAAACUUUUUAAAUGAUGCACGCACAUUAAGUUAUCUGUGUUGAUCAUUACUGUAACUCUAUUAUUGUGGGAGGAUUGAAUUGUGCUUUAAAAUCUCUGAUUUGAUCUGAUAUUACUGUUGUUAGAUUUAUUAAGCGCUUUUAUCAUCCAUGUGAUCACAUGUUGUCAGAGUGACUCAAACAACGCUGAACCUUAUCUAGAAAACAAAUUUACAUCUUCAGGGUAAAAAUAAUGCCAACACGCCUUUGGAUUCAGAUAUUUGCAUAAAGCAGCUUACUAAAAUCCAUGUGCAUGGAUGUGAAACAUAUUUAGUUACUUGGAAACACAACAAACAAACAAAAAUCUGAAUCAGUUGUAAAUGUAUGUCAUUUAUAAAAUGACAAAAUAGUAAAACGUGCUAUUUAUUGUAAAGAAAGACCGUAAUUCAUUGUUUCUAUGAAAAAACUUGGUAUUUUCUAUAUGGGAAUCUGAUUGUAAAUAUUUGUUAAUUAAUCUAAAUAUAGCCUAGGUUAUGCUUUCCUUGCCUAUGCUUUACAGUGUUCAUUGUGAGCAAAAAUGACUUGAAAAACUGGAUCUAAAAAAGCUCAAAUAAACAUGAUUUGCAUGUUUCCAAAUGAACUGUAUGUCAGUGUCCAACAGCGCAUAAUCGAACAGCUUCACAUGUGGACACAUCAAACUCUCUUAACUCUUGGACUGUGGACUUUACCUCAAGAAAAUUAUUUAAUAUUUCUAUCCAAAACACUAACGUGUGUCUUUAUCAGACUGUUGUCUCUGGGAAUUAUGUCUUGUCUAAAGCUGAAUUUGUUGUGGCUGAUGAUUGUCUGUUGUGCUUCAUGCCAGAUAAGUAUGUCGCUAAAUAUUUUGCAAUGAUAUAUUAACGUGAUUGUUUGGUGUU
This is a messenger RNA of Labeo rohita (rohu), 3414 nucleotides long. RefSeq names its product adhesion G-protein coupled receptor G2-like. Gene Ontology annotation, molecular function: G protein-coupled receptor activity. Lineage: Eukaryota; Metazoa; Chordata; Actinopteri; Cypriniformes; Cyprinidae. The record is from RefSeq and is a predicted model, not a curated record. The transcript has 18 exons. Gene Ontology annotation, biological process: adenylate cyclase-activating G protein-coupled receptor signaling pathway; cell surface receptor signaling pathway. Gene Ontology annotation, cellular component: membrane. Bases 20 to 2353 code for a protein of 777 amino acids.